Messenger RNA from Daktulosphaira vitifoliae (grape phylloxera), 5624 nucleotides. RefSeq lists its product as uncharacterized. The coding region runs from base 451 to 5376 and encodes 1641 amino acids. The record is from RefSeq and is a predicted model, not a curated record. The transcript is spliced from 13 exons. Lineage: Eukaryota; Metazoa; Arthropoda; Insecta; Hemiptera; Phylloxeridae.
UUUAACAAUAAAUGACUCUUAGACUUAAAACCCUACUAUGUUUUCGUUACCUAAACUAGGUAUUUGUGUUAGCGUCGUGUUCUUAUUUAUAUCAUUUUCGAAUCCUAAUAACGUUUUCAUUAGUCAUAAAAAAAAUUCACUAUUAAACCUUUAGUUUAUUUAUGACUUAAAUUUAGUGAAAAAUUAUAUGAUUAUUAAUUUAAAAGUGUUUAUAAAUGAACACUUUAAUUUUUCUUAAAGUUCAUGUCAGGCACCAAACUCCUAAAAACAACAAAUUUAAUUUCGAAUAGCAAGUGUUAAUCUACAUAAUUUUUUUAUCUGUUGUUAAAAAUGUUGAAGUUAUCUUUAAUAUUUGGUAUUAUUGCAGCUCUGUCCUCGUGUUUAUAGUAUGUUAUUUGGAAACGUUAAGUUAUUUUUUGAAUAAAAAGUAGAUUGGUAAAGUGCUAAAAUAUGUCAGAAAAUUCAUUAGUACCUUUGUACAAUAAAGAAAUUUAUAUCACUAAUGCUGAGUUUGAAGGCUGUUUUAUAAAAAUAUGGGGCCAUUUUUUUUGCCCCAAAAGGUCUAAUAUGGAAAAAUCAUUGCAAAACUAUGAAUCAUAUUCUCGGGAUAUGAAGACUAUUGAUUUGUAUGGAAAUACUCCUUAUAUUUAUGUUUGGAAGUUAGGUAUAGAAGUGAGAGUUUAUAGAUGCAAAAUUAUUAGCUCAGAUUUUCAAACGAAAAUCCAUACUAUACUUCUUAUUGACUAUGGAAGAACAAUGGUUGCAUCAUUUGUAGAUGUUCGUGAGAUAUCGAUGGAUGUAAACAAAUCUAUUAUCAAUGGGCUAACACAAAGAGCAUCUGUGUAUACCUAUUUAUUAAGUGGUUAUAUUAGUAAAUCAAAAUCGAAUUCAGAAUUGAAUGAAUUACUAUCAAAUCAAUACUAUUCUUAUCGUACAGAUUUUGAAAUUGAGGGAGUGUCAUUUAUAACAUUACUUAAUCUUGAUAACAAAAUACUUCUAGAAACUGGUAUGGCAGAUACUAUAGAGUUAUCAAAAAUAAUUAUUAUUGCUAAUAAUAUGUCAAAAGUUUUAUCGCUGAACAAAAAACGUGAUAUUAAAAAUAGUUGCCCUAUUCCAGCUAAAGAAUCAGAUCUACAAUACUUAAGAUCUCAACAGUUAGAUAACUUAACAAUACAAAAUAUAUUUGUUACAAAAGUGUCUGUUGGUGAAGAUACUAUACUAUUAACAGUCAGGACAGUUGACUAUGAAUCUGAAUAUUUACAAAAAAUGCUACAGUCAAUUGAUCGUCAAAAUUUAGUAUUAUCUCCUGUUCUUGAAGUUCACACUCCUUGUUUAAUACUUGUGCAAAAUAAGUUUGCUCGUGCAGUAAUAUUGGAUGUAAAAAUUAAUGGAUUAUUGGUUGAUUUGAUUGAUUAUGGAAUUCAUGAAUUUGUACUUCGCACGACUGUUUUUCAAAUACCUACUGAGUGUAAUGUAAUUGAAAUGCGUUCUUUGAAUGUAAUUUUGGAUAAACCUAAAGACUUUUCACAAGAAACUAUCAAAAAGUUGCUGCUUAAUCAAAAUUUUGGAAUGUUACCAAAAAAAAUUGAUCCUAAUUAUGGAUUAUACAAAAUUGAAUUGUUUAGUAAAAAAGGAAACGAAAUAUGUGACGUAUUUGUUAAUCAACGAAAUGAAAAUGAAAAUUCUGUUUCCAAGUGUUCACUAUCACCUAAAUCUUCUAAUGAUUACUUAAUUACUGAGAUUCAAGAUGAUGACAAAAUUUCAACUACUGGUUCUUGUAGCUUUACCAUACUACAUCAAUCAAAUAAUGAUCAGAUCACUAUAGAUAGUCAAGAAGAGAGGAUAAGUAGUAUUGAAAAAAUAACGUGUUUACAAGUAGAAAAACUUUCAAAUAAAAGUGAGUUGCUCUGUGUACUACUGACUUACAAAUCACCAAUGCAUUUUUUUGUGAGACAAUAUAACGCAGACUUCCAUUGUUAUUUUGAAAAUAUUAAGUCUUCUUUAGAAGAAAGGUAUAUUUUGAAAAAGUUUGAUAUCAUCAAAAAUAUGUAUGUGAUCUUAAAACAUUAUUCUGGCUUAAUAUACCGUGCACAAGUUGUCAAUAUGGAUUCAAUUGUUGAAAGAAUUGAAUUAAAGUUAGUUGAUGAAGGCAAUGAAAUUGUAAAUGAAGAGUUUGAUAAAAUUGUAUUGUAUAAUUUUUUGGAGAGUGAUUGUAUAAUGCCUGCUCAAUUAGUAUUGGAAUGUUCAUUAAGUGAUAUGUGGUUUCCCCUAUUGAAUAUUGAUGUUGCUAUGAUAGUGAAAUCACAUUUUCACAAUGCAUCCAUAUAUAAAUGUAUUAUAACUGGUAAAGACGAAAUUGGACGAAAUUCAGUAAAAAUGAUUGAAAAAGAUUCAAACAUUGAUAUUGCUGAUUCUAUUCUUAAAUCUGGUUUUGGUCAACGUUUAGAAUCUGUAAUGAAAACUGAAGAAACACCAUAUGAAGAAUCUGUUUUAAAUGGUCAAAGUUUCUUGUCAUAUGUGGUUUAUUCUCAUUACAAAUUAUUUAUUCAACCAGAACCUUAUACAGUAGAUGAACUAGAAGAGGAAAUAAAAAAUUAUAUAACUGACAAUCCAAUUUAUGAACCUAUAAGUUUAAUAGAUUUGCAAGGAAAAUAUUGUUUAGCAACUUUAAACAAUGGUCAAUGGUUUAGAGCAUAUGUAAAAAAUAUAUCUGAUGAAUCUAUUAUUGUAAAAUUGUUUGACAUUGGCUUAUUAACAGAUGUUACUAUUUCCCAGGUAAGACCAAUAACAAAAGAUCUCAUGAAAAAACCACAGUUAUGUUUAAUAUGUGAUAUGGAAACAAAAGAAUUAAGUUUCAAAAUAGCUGAAAAAACAUUAUAUAAUGUAACUGUUACAUCUAUAAAACCAAAUGGACUCUUGAGCGUUAAAAUUAGUGAACAUUUUUCUUCUCCAUUGCCUAUACCUGUUGUACGUGGAAUAGAAAAAAUAUCUAAAGUCCAUGUUGAUGGCGAUGUAGCUUAUUUACAAAGAGUUGAAGACCACUGUAAACUUCUAAAAAUGUCUGAAACUUUAUCUAAAAUAAAUAGCAAAUUAUGCAUAACUUCUAUAAUGAAUUCUGGGGAUCUGUAUAUGUUUGAAAAUCAUGGUUUAUAUUACAGAUGUGUAAUUAAAUCAGUUAACUUAAAAAUGGCUAAUGUUCAUUGUAUUGAUUAUGGAUAUGAAAAGCAAUUGGAAAAGAAAAAACUACAAUUUAUUGGAUCCAAUAAAGUUGCAAAACUACCAGGGCUUGCUAUACCAGUUAAAACAUUUCCUGGGGCUAUUAACAUUACAAAUAUAUUUUUAACUAAUUUGUUUAUAAAUGAUGAUAAAAGUAUUAGCGCUGCGCCUUUUAAAAUAAAUUUAAUUUUACCUCAUGGAGAUAUAAUUGAAAAUCUUAAAAACAAGUGUUUAGUUAAAAUUAGUUGUAUGUAUUCAUAUCAAGACUGUUGGAUUGUUCCUGAUAUGCAAUAUACAAAAGAGAAAUUAAUAUCUGAAGCACUAGACCAGAUACAGACUAAAACAAUUUUUUCAGUUUCUGAAGUUGGCGCUUUGUGUGCUGCUUUACAUCCACUUGAUAAAAAAUGGUACAGAGCUUUAGUUCUAAGUGUAGCCAAUGAUUCUUUAAAUGUAUUAGCUAUUGACACUGGAGAACAUUUUAAAACAUAUAAAACUACAAAAUUAGCUAGUGGAUUACAGAGUAUUCCUAAUUUAGCUAUUAAUUGUAGAAUAAAAUCAAAUGUUGAUGCUAAAAAAUUUGUUAAUAAAAUGGUGUUCUGUAAAUUAAUAUCAUGUGAAAAACCAUUGAUUGAAGUUGAAUUAUUCAUUAAUGAUGAUUUGGAAGAUGAUACUCCUUUACAUAAUAAUUUGACUGUAAAUAUCUCAAAAUUUGAAUCAUUUAAUGAGUUUUAUGUUGUAAAAGUUGAAAAUUGUGAAAACACAAAUGGCGAUAGUAUCAAUAUUAGUUCAGUUAAUAAACUAUUUUACCACUGUUGGAUGGAAGAAACUGAUGAUAUUUAUAUAAAUGAUCCAAAAAAUUAUGAUCAAAUUUCCGAAAUUAUGACUUCUCGAGAAUGGGUUAUGCAAAUUAAAAAUGAUAAAGAACCUUUUUUGGUGAAACUAACAAAUAAUGGUCAAGACUGCGUUGAUGUGAUACUCGAUAACCUUGUUUGUGUUUAUUCAGAUUAUGAAACUCCUGAAGGUACAAACAAACACGAAGAUUCCAGUUCUGACAAUAUAGAGCAAGCUGUAACUACAGAAUCUGGUUUAUGCUAUGUAAAAAAUGCUCAAGUUAGUGGAAACAUUUCAUUGGAAAACUUGAUUAUACCAAAAUUAGAAAAAGUUGUUAUAAUUAAAGUUGAAACUCUUCAUUGGUUUUAUAUACAUUCAGUGAGUUUAUUUGAUCUCUAUAAGGAUCGUAUAAUUCAUGAAUUGGAUAUGUGUAUUAUAGAGUUAAAAGUAAAUGCAAAAUUAUUGAACACUGUUGUUGUGACAUUCAGUAACAAAAAAGGAACUUGGUGUAGAGCUGUGGUUGAUAAAAUUAUUUCAGAAAGUAUUGCAUAUUGUUAUUUUAUAGAUUAUGGAAUGUAUGAGAAUUGUUCAGAAUUUUAUAAACCUACUGAAUUUCUUAGUCUAUGCCCAUUUAUUGUAAGACGUUGUGCUCUUAUUGCAUCAAAAUUAGAAGAUAAAGAAAAUGAAAUAUGGUACCCUAAUGUACUUGAAAUGUUUAAAGAUAUAUCAAGCAUUAAUGGACUUGUGAUGGAUAUGAUAGUACAAAAAGAAGGGUCUCCGUCUUUAGUUAUAUUACAAAUAGAAGGAAAUGAUAUAAGUGAAAUGUUACUUCCACAGAUUGUUGUGAUUACGCAUAUUGAAUCAUUUUCCAAUUUUAUAGUUCAAACAGUAUCUUCAGAUCUAAAUACUAUAAAAGAAGAAUUUAAACUUGGAAAUAUUACACUAGUACCAGUAGAUGAUCCUAAAAUUGGAGAUAUUUAUAUAGCUAAUAUUAAUUUGGAAUUAAAACGAAUAAGAUUUGAUGCACUUGGUGGCACAAAAUAUGUAGUAAUUGAUAUAGAUGACACAUUGGAUGCUAUAUCAGUUGAUUGUUUAUAUGAGGUGCCUGAAAAAAUUCAGGAUAUUCCUAUUUUCACAUUACGCUGUUCACUAAUAUUAGAUGACAAUGAAAAAAAUUAUUCAUUUGACAAUUUUAAAAGAAUAUCUAAGAUUAAAAAUGAAGCAUUUGUCAUGUGCAUAAUUACAGAAACUGAUGGAAAAUCACCAAACUUAGUGAAACUUUAUUUGAAUAACAAAAACAUACAAGAUUUUAUCAUAAAAUCUAAUUAGAUAUCUUCCAAUAUUUAUUAACACAGCUAUUUAUUUUUAAUUGUAUAAAUGUCUUGUUGAAUAACAGUUAGAAAAAAAAAAGUAUUAACAAAUUUCUAUUUACUUUUUUAUAUUACUUUUUGAUUUUACAUUCCUUUAUGUAUAUUGAUGUUAUUGACUUUGUUUUUUUUAAUGAAACCUAUAAGUAAACUGAUAUUAAUGAUUAUUUCUUAGUAAUACUUAAUGCCAAAUAUAUUUUGCUAUUUUGA